Molecule: messenger RNA, 787 nt
Organism: Dendronephthya gigantea
Lineage: Eukaryota; Metazoa; Cnidaria; Anthozoa; Malacalcyonacea; Nephtheidae
Exons: 5
Coding region: 95-787 (230 amino acids)
Molecular function (GO): protein binding
Source: RefSeq, a predicted model, not a curated record
AAUCAGGACUUACUGCUAUAUAUAAGGACAAACGAGUACAGGAGAAUUAUGACAUAUAUCAAAAUUAAAGUUGUACUCCAAUUUCAAAGCAUGAAUGAUAUUAAAUACGGAAACUAUGACUAAAAUCUUUCAAAUGAAGAUGAUUACAACUGGAGUCAUAUUUGGUUUUUUAUUCUUUCAUUGUGCCAGUGGACUAAAGAUUGAAAAACCUCGAAAUCUUAGAGCAACAGUUAAUGGGAGCAAGGUACUUAUUAAAUGGCAGCCUUCUGUACCUACGCAAGGGGAUGCCUAUUACUACGUUGUAACUUGGAAAAGAACCAAUAAAAACGAAACAGAGGACUACGCAAUUGCUGAUAAUGACAAUUCCUUCGUCCGUGAUUUUGGCAAUGCCACUGGUUUAUACACAAUAGGAGUCCAGGCUGGUAAUAACGUUGGGAUUCGCAGUGAAUUCGCUUAUCUUUACAACGUUUCAAUAGGUGGAAAUUAUACCAUCACAACACAGAGUACUAAAUUAACAACCGCUCAGCAUUCAAAUACAACCACUCAUACUCACGAAUUGUUGAAACGAACGAAUCCAACUGCAAUGUCCAUGCCUUUAAUUGCUGGAGGUUCGACAGGAGCCUUUGUAUUCCUCUGUUUGGCUGUGUUUAUCUUUCUUUUCCUGCUGAGAAAAAUUCAAAAGAAGCGACGAGAUCGAUCAAUACAGGAAUUUGAAUCCCGUUGGUUCGAAAUUAAUCUUCAAAAGACAAACGCUGCGAUUGAACGACCAAACCGAAGUAGCGGUUAG